Messenger RNA from Solanum stenotomum, 1808 nucleotides. Its product is annotated as probable disease resistance RPP8-like protein 4. Gene Ontology annotation, biological process: protein folding. NCBI's taxonomy places the organism in Eukaryota, Viridiplantae, Streptophyta, Magnoliopsida, Solanales, Solanaceae. Gene Ontology annotation, molecular function: alpha-tubulin binding. The coding region runs from base 1071 to 1652 and encodes 193 amino acids. The record is from RefSeq and is a predicted model, not a curated record. The transcript is spliced from 2 exons.
AAGAAAAGAAGAAAGUUGGGAUCUCUUUUGUAGGAAGCUACUUGAUGUUCGAGCAAUGAUUCCAAAAAUGGAAAGUCUAGCUAAGGAUAUGGUGGAAAAGUGUAGAGGCUUACCUCUUGUGAUUGUUGUACUGAGCGGACUACUUUCGCAUAAAAAGGGGCUAGACGAAUGGCAAAAGGUGAAAGAUCACCUUUGGAAGAACAUUAUUGAAGAUAAAUAUAUUGAAGUCUCCAACAUACUAUCAUUAAGCAACAGUGAUUUAUCAACUGCGCUCAAGCAGUGUUUUCUGUACUUUGGUAUUUUUCCAGAAGAUAAAGUGGUCGAUGUUGAAAACAUAAUAUGGUUGUGGAUGGACGAGGUUUCAUACCAAGAGGAGAAUAAAGAAUGGAGGAUGUUGCUGAAGGCUUCUUGAAUGAACUGAUAAGACAAAGCUUGAUACAAGUGGUAGAUACAGUUUGGGAAAAAGUUACUGAAUGUAGGGUUCAUGAUUUACUCCAUGAUCUUGCCAUACAAAAGGCAUUGGAGGUAAACUUCUUUGACAUUUAUGAUCCAAGAAGCCACUCCGUAUCCUCUUUAUGUAUCAGACAUGCCAUUCAUAGUCAAGGAGAAAGGUACCUCUCACUUGAUCUUUCUAACUUGAAAUUGAGGUCAAUUAUGUUCUUCGAUCCAGAUUUUCGUAAGAUGAGUCUUAUAAACUUCAGUAGUGUGUUCCAACAUCUAUAUGUGUUGUACUUGGAGAUGUGUUUUAACAGUAUGUCUAUAGUACCUGAUGCCAUAGGAAGUUGUACCACCUCAAGUUCUUAAGAUUGAGAGGUAUUCGUAAUCUUCCCUCUUCCAUUGGCAACCUCAAGAAUCUACAGACACUUGUUGUUGUCAAUGAGGGAAGAUUCUCUUGCGAACUACCCCCUGAGACAGCUGACCUAAUAAAUCUAAGACAUUUAGAUUCUCUGUAUUCAAAACCUCUGAAACGUCUAAGCAAACUCACUAGUCUUCAAGUUCUUAAAGGCGUUCGUUGUGAUCACUGGAAAAAUGUUGAACCUGUUGAUUUAGUCAAUCUUCGAGAAUUAACCAUGCAUGAUAUUACCAAAACUUACUCCUUAAACAACAUUAGCAGCUUGAAAAACCUUAGCACUAUCAGAUUGUUUUGUGAAGGUUAUGAAUCAUUCCCAUCCCUUGAAUUUCUUAAUUGUUGUGAAAAGCUCCAGAAAUUGUGGUUAAAAGGGAGAAUAGAGAAACUACCUCUGUUUCCAAAUUCCAUCACCAUGAUGUUUCUGAGGAACUCAAAACUCAGAGAAGAUCCGAUGCCUAUUUUGGGAAUGUUGUCAAACCUAAGGAAUCUCAUAUUGUAUGGAGCUUACGAAGGAAAAGAAAUAAUGUGCAGUGAUAACAGCUUCAGUCAACUAGAGUUCCUUUGUCUUGAUCAACUUUCAAACCUAAAAAUAUGGCAUUUAGGCACAAAUGCCAUGCCUCUCAUUAAUGAUCUUCAUAUCAAAAACUGUCGAAACCUAAAGGAGAUUCCUCAGAGAAUGAAAGACGUGGCAAGCAUAUAUGAAGUCUUAAUUGAUAAUAGGAAAGUGUGUGUUAACAAGGAGAAGAAGUUGUCACUUGAAGACAUUCACGUUGAUCAAGUUGGGCUAUCAAAGCAUCAAUAAAGUUUCAUUUUGUGAGCAAUGGUAAUAAGCUUGAUGUGAGUGGUUCAUUUGCAAAAAGUUUGACUUAUGUUCUUUGAAACUUUACAAAAUGAGACACCAAUUAGUCAAGGUUAUGAUUAUUAUGUAACAUCUCCUUAUCCUAAUGAUGCUUUAGCU